GCUCACCUGUCACUAAGCUAAAAAACACAUUAGAGCAACAACAGCACCUACAAUUAUGUCCAUCCUGCCCGCUGACCAGACUCCGGAACUAAUUUCUGAAAUGCUUGGGUAAUGAGAGCUGUGGAACGGAGAGGUUUUAGACCCUAUCUUGCGCGCUGCUAACCUGUGUUGGUACAUCUAAAAGAAUAAGAAUUGUCUUAAUUGUACUUCAGUGGUGACAGCUUAUUAUUUUAAAAGCGUCUAAAUCCAUAUAUCUUAAUCUCCAAAAUUUUAAACUUUGUAGAUAGACCUUCUUAAUCCAAUUUGUAAUCACUGUUAUGUAUCUGUUUAGUAACCCCCACCCCCAUAGACAUUGAUGAUCGUUAAGAAAAAAAAAUACAUCAUGUAUAUACUUUUUCUAAUUUACAUAUGUUUGUCUAGAGGCUUACUUAAAAAUAUUUGAAAUAUUGGUUUUAACCUAAAUCCUAUAGUAACACCCAUCUUCCCAAUUUAUUUUAUUACAAGACGGAUCAAAAGUAAUAUCAUAUAGUUUUAGUCUUAGAUCCUACAGCGACUGCCUUAAACUUGUCUUGAUUUUAUCACGAUUUUAUCUUAGGUGGACUUAUAUGUAUCAUUAUCAUCUGCAAAAGAAGUUUUGAUAUGGAUAAACAAACCUCUGAAUAAAUAUUGGCACUUCAUGAACUUAAAAGACAAUACGGAAGGGUAGUAGAGCAAUACCCUAACGAACAGACCCAAGUGUCAGAGAACCACUAAUAAAUUAUUGUUAAAAUCAUUCAAGUCAGUUUUCGUUUCUGCUUUUGUCACUCUCUCCAUCCCCGAUCAACAUAAAACAAAACUAAUAAGGUACAGUAUUGCGAUUUAAAUUUUUUAUUUUAUAUAAAGGCCCCAUGUGGUUCUGGGACGAUCUGUGUAUGAAAAAAAAAUGGAACCACUGCCUUACCCUUGCAUCAUCGUAAGAGGCGACUAAUAGGGUCUUAACACUUGGUUUUGCUGUAACUCUGUGAUUCCAGCAGGUAUGCAAAUUUUGAUUCCAUACCUCAUGUUUUUAUUUCGAUGUAAAUGAGAUGUGAAACCAAAAUUUGUAGUCCUGUUUGGCGCCAUAUAACCUAUACUGUGUUGGUGCGCCGUAAAACCAAAAUAAAUAAAUAAAUAAAUAUUUUAUACAAAGGGUCACAUAUAUUGGGUUGAGUUAAGUUACACUUACCCACAUUUGGAUAUAUUCUUUGGUAUUUUUUUAUAUUUUGGGUACUUAAACAUAUUUUACUAGUUUUGGCAAAACAUGCAAUGAUGCUGUGUUGAAUCAAUAGCUUGAUGUCUUAUCCACAUAAAGGGUAUUUUUGGUACUAAGUUACCCUCUGGGUAUAUGUAUUUAACAAAUUCUAUACCCGCUUAUAUAGUGUCUGUUGGAAUAGAUAUAUCAUUAAUUCAACACUUGUUAAUACACAAUGUGUAUCUGAGUCAUACGUUGCUGAUAUAAUACAUUACGACAUUGUAGAUUUUUUCCUAUCACGAGGGCGUGUUGAAUCAUACGACUGUUCAAUUUAUGCACUAUAUACAGUGCAUAUUUUAGCUUAUAAAUUACAUUUUCAGUGUUAGGAAAUGUAUUAAUAUAAGUUUUCGAGGAAAGCUUGUUUUCAGAUCUUUUACAUUAUUUUGAUUGUAAAUUUUAUUGUUUGUAUGUAUGUAUGUAUGUAUGUAUGUAUGUAUGUACAUGAUAUAUUUAAUAAAUACUGUUUAAACUAAUUACAUUUUACCCUUGUUGCACAGAUAGCGUUUUGUGCGUGUUUAUUACAAACUGUUUAAUGUUAUAUUUCCAGUUUCAUCACAAGAAAUUCCCCGAAAACCAUGGAUUUUUUUUAUGAUUUACUUUCCGGGGCUGACCCUCUAAGCCCUACCAAAACCAUAUUUGGGAAAUAGUUGCUGUCAUGGCAACACUGUCGUUCACCAUAUUACACUUCCUCAAAAUUGGUACAAGAAUGUCUUUUAGAAAUUUGCAGUCCAAAAACUAGUUGUUAAGGAAGAUCUACAACUAAAAUAAUUUAUACAUCUUUUAAAUAAAACAGAAAAGCUUGACAAAACAACAAGACUUUUAAAUGACAGGAAAUCCUGAAACUAAUGUUUAAUAAGUAUGUAAGAUACAUGCAUUUAAACGACAAAGCCAUUUUCCCAUAAUUUCUUUAUUGGUUUGGCAUACAAUGAAUAGAAAUAUUACGUUGAAUUUAGAAGCUGUUGGUCAUGGUUUGACUUACUUUACAAGUUCCUUUUUAUUUAAAUGAGUAAAAAUUACAUUUCAUAUUACAUGUAUUGGUUAUAUAUAAAAGAGAAAAGGCAACGGUAUUAGUGAUACCAGAAUGGCUGCCACUGCUGAGAGAUGUUUAAUGUCUUCCUUUUAGCAUUCAUUAUCCAAACAACCAUUCCCUUAUUUACAUGAUUCUGAAGUCAUAAUAAUAAUCAGCCAUACAAGACGUAUAUAUAUGAACCAUUCCUUUAAUUAGCCCUCUCUGUGCGCAAAUCGACAAUCCCUUUUGUUUGUAUCUUGGUCACUCUCUGGGAUUUACGUCAGCGCUCAAUACCAUUGAACACACUGGUCAGUAAAGACAGACGUUGACGCAAUUUGUUCACAUGUCUCUUUGUGAAACAUUUAAAUCUAAAGGAUGUAAACAGGGGAAAAACAGCUUGGAAAUAGUCAGUGUAGAUCGGCCUCAUUCAAGCGGCUUUUGUAAACACUUUAUUUAAAAGAAUUAAGGAACUAUUUCAACUUAGUCUACUAGUAAAUAAAACCACUUGAUCAUUGCAGUAAGUAUGAACGACAGAUAAACAACGGCUGUGUGUACAAAAAAUCUUCUAAAGCAUCACUGUCUCAGUUUAACAUUCAGAAUUUUGCAGAGAGGAAAACCCUUUGUAAGAAACCAAGGCUGUUAAAGGAAGAAGCUUUAAAGACGUCGACGAAAGAAGAAAAAGUAUCCACGAACGUUAACUCCACUGGUCUUAUUCAAAAAGCAUAUAUUUGUUUUGUGUCCCUUUAUACGAAUACUUCGACUGGGGCGGCAUUAACACAUUCGAAUAUGAAAUGUGAUAACAAUUGGGCCGAAAUAGGCCACUUUAAAUUCCCCGGCCAGAAGAAAUUGGCGAUACAUGUGCAUAUACACUCAGCAGGAAGUUGGCAAUAUCGAACACAGACAUUUACAGACAUGCGGACACAGACACGCGGACACAGUCGCGGAACAGACCGACCUACAAUCAUUACAGCUCUUCCAGGAGAGAAAAAAUGUCUAGAAAUACAUCAUCCAAAGAAAUUGCUUCCGACAAAACAAAGGUGGAUUGACGUAAUGAGAACAAACCUAUCACAUGUUUCAACACACACUAAACCAUGUGCUGUUAAAAAUUAUGGUUGAAGCAGUCAAGGCUAUUGUUCUCGCCGGAGUAGCAGCUACAACGGUAUCCAUCGGCUUAGCAUUGGGAAACUUUUUCAUAUUAAAGUCAAGUCUUGAGAAGGAAGUCACUGAAAAAUUUAAGCAGCUUGAACAGCCUGCCGCUGGCAGUCAAACGGCACCACUGCAAGCCCCUAACGAUGGUCAUGUUGGAACCAAUUACAUGGGGGAUUUUGAUCAACAGCAAAGUGGAGAAUUUAAGCAACCUUCUAUGAAGGAUAUUGUCAAUCUUUUGUCUACAGUGAAUAAAACACUAUAUAAAGAUAUCCAGCACUUACAUAACAUGUCUCAACUUCAAAGUAUAAAAAUUGAUUCUGAGCAGCAAAAAAUGAAACUUUUUGAAGAAAUGAUCGGUCGAAGUGGUACAAGGGCUCAAAAAGGAAGUGAAGGUAUGGUUGCGAAGACACAGCUAGGAUCUGAGGCGAAAACGGAGAAAAAGGAAAAUAGCUUGAAAGUUCCAACAAAGGAUAAAAAGCAAAACAAGAACCCGCAAGGACCUUCUCAACAUGAAAGACAUGUCUAUUUCACAGUGGCAUUGACGAAAACAUUAGAAAAUCUUGGUGCAAAUCACGUGAUCAUUUUUGACAUGGUUUACAGCAACGAGGGCUUUGGAUAUGAUAUUCCAACAGGAAUAUUCAAAGUUCCAGCCACCGGAACCUACCUUUUCAUGUUUUUUGUCGAAGCAGUUAAUGAAAAAGGCAAGACAGCUCAUGUCAGUCUUGUUGUUGAUGGUCAAAAUAAAGCGACAGCGCUCGCAGAGGCAUGGCAUAAUGGACAGGAUGUGACGUCAGCUAAUGCAGCUCUCACUCAUUUAAAAAGAGGUCAGAAAGCUUGGAUUCAAACAACUGACUCGACUAAUAAACAAAAUGACAUUGAUAAAAGGAAAACAACGUUUACUGGUGUUUUAUUGUUUUCGUAAAUUUUAAAUCGGGUAAUGUUAUGGUUCUCUUUUGAAUGGACCAAGCGAAAAAACAGAAAAGAAAAUAGUUAUUCAUUUGGUAUAAAAAACUUUAGACUUUAUUUCUUCUAGAUAUCCUGAAGAACUAAUAGAAAAUAAUUUAAGUUUUAUAUUCCAUGAGCCAUCACUUGAAACUAAGCUGCCAAAAUAUAACCUACCCCUAAGGUUUAGUGAGUCAGGAGUAAGAAAGUAACUGAAAACAUAAGCGAAGUUUCCGGCCACGAGAGCUUAACAAUCUUAAGUUUCAGAUUUAAUGAACUAUCAGAAAGAAAUUAUCUAAAACAUUAAGAGAUAAAUGUUUCUUGAGCCGACAAUAGAAACCAGACAAAACAUGAAACUAACUUAAGUUUCCGGUUCUAUAAGCAAACAAAAUGAAACCUCCAAACUGGUGCCUCAUUCUCCGGAAGCUUACGGCAGGAAACUUACAAUUGGCAAACAAAAACACCAUCACUUUGUGAUCUAUGUGCGAUCAAAUGGUACCUGGCCUAAGUUCCAGGUUAUACUGGGCAACAGCAUUAGUUAACAAUCAGGAAAACGUGUCUACAGUGACUUAUGAAUCCAUACGCCAACAAGAUCAAACUCACUGAAGCCUCAUCUUGCAUUUGGCAAAAAUAUGAAAUUAAUGAAAAUUGUGUGUUUGCUGAAAACAAUGACAGGGACCAAAUAGGGAUAGCUGCGUUCUAAUAACGAAGUCUCUCUAAAAAAAGACCUACAGCAGUGUAUGUAUGGGUGUAAAAUGAUUCACAUCCACAUAAAAGUAUACAGACAACGUAAAGCAGGUACAACAAAUGAAGGAAAACGGUGGUUCACCGUCUUGGAACGGCCAGAAGCAAAAUCCGGUUGAUGGUACAUAAAACCUUACGAAACGAAAAUAAAAUUACCGGUAAUGCAUGUCAGGCGAAUCCUGUAUAAACGUAAAAAUAACAAAAAAGCACCCUGCGUAUAUCAUAGAAAAUACCACUUGCAAAUCUGAGUAAAAAUAAAACCCAAAAAAGCAUAUACGCAUGACCAGAGCAGCAAGAUAAACGCAAUCAAUUAAAGGUCCGCCGAAAUAGAGCACAAAAUAAAUAUACAGGUAGCUCAGCCAUAAAAUAGUCUUAAUAAUAUUCUGAAUAUAAUAAGAAACAUGACAGCAAUAAAACUCAAACUAAAGAUUUGUCUGCUGUGAGCCAAGAAUUUGAAAUUAACUAAGAGCUGCAGCCUGUCUGACGUGGCUGGUUGAUGUUUAUAUAGCGCUUGAGAAAAGCCUACUUUAGUAAAGAAUAAAAAUCAAUACUGUUUUUAAUUGAUAGAUCUUUUAAUUUGAUGAAAAUCAGCAAAAUUUGAUAAAAACGUUGUUCCUCGGUUUGUAAUCGACUUUUACAAGGUGAUAUCAGUAUUAUAUAUGCAUAAAUGUCACUAACAAAUCUCUUUCAUUUUUACAUGCUGUCAUAAUUACCCCACCAACUUUAUUUUAAAUGGAAAAAGGAGCUGCGUUCAAUAACCGAUUGAUGCCCCCGGUGGCAUCCUUUUCGAUACAAAGCAACCUAAGUCCAAAACGAGGUCAAGUUCAAUGUCAAGGUCAAACUGAGGUCAGGUGAUGUCUGAAGAUGAGGAAUGGUCACAGGUUACAUCUGCAUUAGUAUCAAGUCACUCUAGUAAGGGGUAUUGAUGCUAGACGAAACGGUCCCAUUUGGUUAACCAAGAGAUGGCCCAUACAAAGCAACCUAAGUCCAAAACGAGGUCAAGGUCAAGGUCAAACUGAGGUCAGGUGUUGUCUGAAGAUUAGACAUGGUCACAGGUUACAUCUGCAUUAGUAUCAAGUCAUUCUAGUAAGGGGUAUUGAUGCUAGACGAAACGGUCCCAUUUGGUUAACCUCGUACGGACGGACGAACGACCGGACGGACGGACAGGACAAUCACUAUAUGCCUCCCGCAUCAGUAGAUGCCGGGGCAUAAAAACGUAUUUGAAUCUAAAAAAAUCUGAUGUUCAUAUUUUAAAAAUAUUUUGCAGCUUUAAUGAUGCUUCAAAACGGAAAGAAAAAAAGAUUUUGGUCACCGUGCAUCUAAGAGAUUUAAGUGUUAUAUGACAAAUCAAUUUGGCUGGAUAUGUAGUGGGUGUUGUAUAAACAAUGUUUCUUUAAAGGUCAUUAUGAAUUUGCUACACAUUUAUUUUGUUACAAAGAGAAGAACUGGUUUCUUGUAUAUAUAGCAGAUUAAGUAGGGAAUUUUAAUCGACUAAUGCACAUGUGUGUUAUAAUUUUAGCAUCUGAUGGUAAACAAAUACAUUUCUUUUGUUACUCAGUGGGCAAAUAUAGUAGAACAGUUGUGGUGUUACUUAUUGCAAUUCACAUGUGAUGUUAUAGAUGAUAUGUAUUUUAGUUAUAUUUUAAUGAAGUACUUUGAAAAGUUUAUAUCAGUGCAGAUUCUUAAUUUUGGUAGGAUCAAUACUACUUUUUGUCUGUUAUAUCUUCUGAUAUAUACGAGUGCAAUUAUCAGUCUACCACAUAUUUGUUAUUGUGAUAAGUGUCUUAACCAUAGGCUGAUCACUACCAAAUUGAAUGUAAGACUCCGCAGGUCUAUCACAAGUAGUCCAAAUAUAAAUAGUACUAAUCUUUUUUCCUUUCCUAGUGCAUUUUCUCGGCAGCAACGUGCUUACUUUUACCCUACCGCGUUUCAGUAUGUAUCACUUUGCAUUGUAAUGAAAUCGGCAUGUUCCUAUCGCAUGCUAGAUAAAAAUGGCGGCGUAAGAAUUUAAUGUCAGGAAAAGAGAAAUUGAAAGAAGCGAAAAGUAGUAAAUUCAGCGGGUUGUAUUUAACGAACUGUAGUUUUCAUAUAUAAAAGUUAACACCCCCUUUUCUUUUUGUUUUUCUAAAGCAGCGAUCUAGUUCUUUAUGGGAAUAUAAGUCUCUGAAAAUCUGAUAUGCUAGAAAAAGUUGAAACACCGUUAUGAAGUGAGUGGAUUUUAUAUGAAAUAAAGAACAGCUGGAUUUAGUGGUGUUCAGCCUUUUACCAUGCUAUAUUUCUAAAAUGGACUGGUCCAUCAUUCAAUUCCAGCAGUUUCAUUUAUUAUUCAAAGGGAUGUGCACUGAACAGUGUCAAAAUCAUAUUAAGACUAUGUAUUUUAAGAGUAUUUUAUCAAAACGAUAGAACAGUUUAACUGAAUCCAUUGCUUGUAUUGAACUCCCUUUAUGGCUCAAACAGUGAAAGAAUACGUGCUACAUUGAAAGCAGUGAUUUUCUGGACAUGUAAUUAUGCGUAUUUUGUCUGUUCUAUCUGUCCAAAAUAGAGUAGAAAGUACUGGACAAAAGGAGCUGACAAGAUAAAACUUCAUUUAAAUAAUUUUGUUAAAAACAUUAGGUUAUAUUUACUCUCCAUAUUAAUUUACUUCCAUUAAAUAAUGUUAAGAAAAAGAAACAGAUCAUCAAUAUAGAUAUUAUAAAAUGAAACAUAUUUAAUUGA
Messenger RNA from Mercenaria mercenaria, 7829 nucleotides. RefSeq names its product otolin-1-like. The transcript is spliced from 7 exons. Gene Ontology annotation, molecular function: protein binding. The coding region runs from base 3349 to 4350 and encodes 333 amino acids. The record is from RefSeq and is a predicted model, not a curated record. Lineage: Eukaryota; Metazoa; Mollusca; Bivalvia; Venerida; Veneridae.